AUGAUGAAGAAAGAAAACGGAGAUCACGAGGGCACGAUGCGCGUGCUUGAGAUCCACCUUAUCUCCGCCCAGGGCCUCAAAGCCCCCGCCGGUACCUUGCGCCGCAUGCAGACCUACGCACUCGCCUGGGUCGACUCGGCCCACAAGCUCCGAUCCCGGGUCGACAAGAUCGGAGCCUCGAACCCAACCUGGAACGACCGGUUCCUCUUCAAGGUUCCGCCGGGCUUCCUUUCCAGCGAGACCUCCGCCGUCUCCGUCCAGAUCUACGCCGUCGGUACCUUCCGCGAUCACCUCGUCGGCUCCGUCCGAUUUCUGAUCAACAAUUUUCUUGACGUCCACUCCAAGAUGCCGUCGUUUACCGCGGUCCAGAUCCGGCGACCUUCUGGAAGGUUCUACGGCGUGUUGAAUGUUGGAGCGAUGGUAAUCGACGGCUCUGAUCUGGCUCCGGCGGUGAACGAGAUGUCGGCGAUCGGAUACCGCGAUCUGAUGGGGAAGGGAGAGAGCUUCGGGCGCAGGCGCCGGCACGGCGACAGCAUGAGGAUCAAGUCGAAGGAUUACUCUGGCGACUCAAAGGAGAAUUCUUGUGCCGAGUCAACGGAGAACUCGGACGCUGGCGAGUCGGUGGCGUCAUCUCCGGCGACGCCAUUGCCGCCUCUGAAGGAGCUGAACGGGGUAGGAGAUUUGGCGGGAACAACAACCAAGGUGUUGAGGACUGCUCCAUCGGACGGCUCUCGUUUCUUGUGCUGCUUGCUGACGCAGAGGAAGAUUCAAUACACUCCGACGGAUCAGAACCCGGAUGGGGUCCACGGCAGAGAAAGGAAUCAGGCAGGCACUAGAGAGUGGCUUAGAAUCUUCUAUUAG
Molecule: messenger RNA, 861 nt
Organism: Prunus armeniaca (apricot)
Lineage: Eukaryota; Viridiplantae; Streptophyta; Magnoliopsida; Rosales; Rosaceae
Source: the annotation of a GenBank genome assembly